Xyrauchen texanus (razorback sucker) is the source of this 4950-nucleotide messenger RNA. RefSeq names its product ER degradation enhancer, mannosidase alpha-like 3 (gene edem3). The record is from RefSeq and is a predicted model, not a curated record. NCBI's taxonomy places the organism in Eukaryota, Metazoa, Chordata, Actinopteri, Cypriniformes, Catostomidae. Gene Ontology annotation, cellular component: membrane; endoplasmic reticulum. Gene Ontology annotation, biological process: mannose trimming involved in glycoprotein ERAD pathway; carbohydrate metabolic process; endoplasmic reticulum mannose trimming. Gene Ontology annotation, molecular function: mannosyl-oligosaccharide 1,2-alpha-mannosidase activity; calcium ion binding. The transcript is spliced from 21 exons. Bases 1488 to 4175 code for a protein of 895 amino acids.
GACUAUUCAUCAGAGACGGGCCACUUCUACACCAAGGAGCUCGCGCCCAACGGUCAACGGAUGUAGAAAGAAAGUUAAAAGAGCCAAUCAACUUCUAGAGUUGGACAUCGCCUGUCAUUCAACUCGAGAAAGCGCAUGCGUAUUGGCUAUACAAUCCAGUAAAAUUUCAUUUUUUAGCGUAAAAGUAGGAAAAGAAUCACAUUUUAUUAUACUAGGUUUGUCAGAUUUUACCGCUGAUUUAAAAUAUGCUCUUUGAUCGUAAUCACGACCAAUCGUUUUUUAGAUAAUGGUGUUCCCCCAUUUAAGUAGAUAGGAGCUGCACUGACAUGAUUGAAAUACAGUUUUGGAAGCGUUCCAUCUCGUUCCGACAGUGAACUGACUUGCUAGAGAGACUUUGAUCUGCUCAUCAUUUACUUAUUGUGAGAAAGAACUCUGACCCCAUUCACUACACCUGACAUAAAAUCGCUCUAAACGUGUUGUUUUGAUUUUACGGAUAUUGGAAGCUGAAUGGACCCCCAAGUUACUCAUGGCUUACCGAAGGACAUAUUAAAUAUGUUUUUUCUGCUUGUUCAAGCAACGUUUCUACUUCAAUAACAUGCUGUACAAAGCCGAGCUGUCAUCGGCGGUUUAGCCGGCGAGCUAAACAACAAAGCGUGCUCAGCUAAUUAAUAAUCUUUUCAGCUGAUCACCUUAACAGCAAUCAUUUUCUCUGGAUUUUAUUUUUUGCUUGGCGCUUCAGCAUUUUUUACAUGGUUUAAACUUGUUUUCAGGAUAAUGGAAAUGGAACCUGUCUACAAUCUGGGAAAUAUCUGAGCUGUUUAUCCAAGCUUUCCCAAAUCAAGUCGAGUGGGAUUCAUACGUGAUAUUACAGUGGGUGCAAAAUGCUGAUCGUGUUACCCAUGGUGAUGGUUGCUCUUAACGACAAAGCACCUUUUUCCAUGGCCCCAUUUGGAGCUCCUCUUAAGCAUGUCUCUGUUGGGGAUCUGCAGUGAUGUCGUGUUGUUGGAUGAUGGUCAGUAGAGAGUAGCACGCCAACGUGUCGCAUGGAUGCCAACGUGUUUUUAAGGUGACAGGCAGGUGAGGCAACACUGUUUGGGGAGAAACUUGAAUUGAUUUUAAAUUUUCCUUCCUCAAUCAUGUUUUAAGGGACACUGUUCAACUGAAAAGCAUCUCAGAAAUGCGCCACAGCUGCAUACAUCCAAGUGAGACAUUUAGAUGAGAACAAGAACUGAGAAGUUACUGAGCUGGAACAGUGAAUGUAUUUAAAACUGUGAGUGUUCCAGAAUCUACCCUAAAAACAUUUUUUUUUUGCCAAUAUAUUUAGUUAUAAUGGACCAGAAGUGGAUGAGCAAUCACCAUAUACACAUCUAAGGAAGCAAGGACUGUAGUGAAACACAUGCUCAGGGUGUGUCUGUGUAUUUUGGAGUGUUGUCUUCAUCAUUGUGGUAGUUGGGAGUAGUCCAUUGUGACACCUCGGUAUUAGAGCGAUGUGGGGAUUGUGGAUGCUUCCUUCUGCAACAAUGUUGCAUACUUUUUUGCUGCUGCUUCUCAUAGGAACCUUCAUCAGGCUGUCUGAGCCCAUGACCAAAGAGGAGAAGAACAAACUAAGAAACCAAGUUCUGGAAAUGUUUGACCACGCUUAUCACAAUUACAUGGACCAUGCUUACCCUGCAGAUGAGCUAAUGCCUUUAACUUGCCGUGGCCGAGUACGUGGACUAGAGCCCAGUCGGGGGGAUAUAGAUGAUGCCCUGGGCAAGUUCUCCCUCACACUUAUUGAUACUCUUGACACUCUUGCGCUGUUAAAUAAGACCGAAGAGUUUGAAGAGGCAGUGAGGAGAGUUGUGACGGAUGUACGGUUGGAUAAUGACAUCGUGGUGUCUGUUUUUGAGACCAAUAUCCGGGUGCUGGGUGGCCUGCUAGGGGGCCACUCCAUGGCUGUCAUGUUGAAAGACAGUGGCCAAAUGCUCUGGUACCAUGAUGAGCUGCUGCACAUGGCCAGAGAUCUUGGGCUAAGACUGCUGCCUGCAUUUAACACCAGCAGUGGCCUGCCUUACCCUAGAGUGAACUUGCGUCAUGGAGUCCGUGGACCCGAGACUCGUACAGGCACUGAGACGGACACCUGCACUGCCUGUGCUGGUACAAUUAUCCUGGAGUUUGCAGCUUUGAGCCGCUUUACUGGGGACCCCACAUUUGAGGCUCAUGCGAGAAGAGCUCUGGACUUCCUUUGGGAAAAGAGACAGAGGAACAGUAAUCUAGUUGGAACAACCAUCAACAUCCACUCUGGAGAGUGGGUCCGCAGGGACAGCGGUGUUGGGGCAGGCAUAGACUCCUAUUAUGAGUACUUGAUGAAGGCGUAUAUAUUACUGGGUGAUGAUCAAUUCUUGCAGCGCUUUAACACUCACUACGCAUCCAUAAUGAAGUACAUCAGCCAGCCUCCUUUGCUACUGGACGUUCAUAUCCAUAAACCCCUGCUGCCAGCACGCACCUGGAUGGACUCCUUGCUUGCUUUUUUCCCUGGACUGCAGGUAUUGAAAGGGGAUAUCCGCCCUGCCAUUGAGACACAUGAAAUGCUUUAUCAGAUCACCAAGAAACACAACUUCCUCCCUGAGGCUUUCACCACUGAUUUCAGGGUUCACUGGGCUCAACACCCCCUUCGGCCAGAGUUUGCAGAAAGUACCUACUUUCUCUAUCAGGCCACCAAAGAUCCAUAUUACCUGGAGGUGGGGCGCACCAUACUGGAAAACCUGAAUCGCUUUGCUAGAGUUCCUUGUGGCUUUGCUGCUAUGAAGGAUGUGAGGACAGGGAGUCACGAGGACCGCAUGGACUCAUUUUUCCUAGCAGAGAUGUUUAAGUACCUAUUCCUGCUGUUCGCUGAAGAGGAGGAUUUGUCUUUUAAUGUGGAGGACUAUGUCUUCACCACAGAAGCUCAUCUGCUCCCUCUUUCCCUCUCCACUACCUCAAACUCACCACCGCCCCCUGUGAUCAACAAGAUGGCUGGAGAAGAGCUUGAUGACGCAAAUUUCGAGUGGACUUGCCCUAACACCCGGCUUCUCUUUCCUGACCCUGCCUUCCCACGCAAUCUUCGUGAACCAAUCAGGAGCACAGUGGACAAGAGCUGUCCACGCCCAGCUGCCAUUCGAGAGCCUGGUAUGGGCCAUCCUCCUUUGAGGGCUCAGGACUUCAUGGCCAAUAAUCCUGAACACCUGGAACUACUGAGGCGAAUGGGUGUGAGUCUCAUCCACCUGAAGGAUGGUAGAGUGCAACUUGUCCAGCAUGCCACUCAGGCAGUGAGUGCCAUUGCUGCAGAGGAUGGUAUGCGUUUUAUGCAGGAGAUGAUGGAGCUCUCCAGCCAGCAGCAGAAAGAGCAGCUUCCUCCACGUGCUGUUCAGAUUGUGUCACAGCCCUUUUUUGGUAGAGUUGUACUGACCGCAGGCCCUGCUCAGUUUGGAUUCGAUCUUUCCAAGAGCAGCUCUGGAGUUCGUGGGUUUGUAACUGUAGCAGAGCCCUACAAUGGCUGUUCUGAGUUGAGUAAUGGUGAGAUUGUGGCUGGCCGCAUUGCUCUGCUGCAGAGAGGCCAGUGUAUGUUUGCAGAAAAGGCCAGGCACAUUCAGAAAGCCGGGGCCAUUGGAGGCAUUGUCAUUGAUGAUAAUGAGGGCAGCAGCAGUGACACGGUUCCAUUGUUCCAAAUGGCAGGAGAUGGGCGGAACACUGAAGAAGUCAUUUUUCCGCUCCUCUUCCUGUUUCACAAAGAGGGCAACAUCCUGUUGGAGGCGCUUAAGGAAUACAGGGAGGUGGAGGUGCUGCUAAGUGAUAAAGCACGAGACAGAGAUGCCAUAUUUAAGGGGAAAGCCCUCCCGGGCACCCUGUUGGAUGGCAGUACAGAUGGAGCAGAGGAAGAGGACUGCUCCACAGAGGAGAAGGACCACAGUUCUCCCACCUCCUCUGAACCUCUCGACCAAUCAAAAGUAACUACUCAGGAACAAGUAGCAGAAGACUCAGUUGUGGGGAAGGAGUCGGUUCAGCCAGCAGAGGGUCUUGACAGUAACGUCCCUGUGGAUGUAUGGGAGGAGCCUGCAGGGGACGAAGACUCAAAUAGCCAAUCAGGGGACUCACUGAUGGCUGAUUGGCAGGAGGACUUAGAAGCUUUUAAGCAGAUGGAGAAGGAUGAGCUUUGAUAUUACGCUCCAUCUCUGACUGCGCUAGUUUGUCCUAGCUGUAGCACAGACUGAGAAAACAGUUCUGUCAUAUGCUGAAAAUAUAUCAGACAGGCGCGAUAUAAGAACGCUGGCUCAAAGAGCUCAUUUUCUACAGCCAGUUCUCAGGGGCCUCACGUAUUUCCGAACUGUGAAGAACUGUGUUUAAGAUCUCACCCCCACAUUAUCACUCUCACUCUUGUCCCAUUUUUGUCUUCCUUCUCCCAAAUGGAUCCUGUGAGUAUUGAAGUGCAGGCUUGGCUGCUUUGACUGGAAUUAAUUGCUUUUUAAAUAGGUUUCAUGCUCAAUUCUUGCCUCCAGGGUCUUAAUCAACAGUUGAAAAAUAAGGAAAUAAGAGGAUCGUUAUGGAGUGAUAUACUGUAUGUAUGUCUGAGUGUUUGUAUGUUUAUUGUUUUUGAUUGGUAAGAGAAUCAGACUGGGGCUCUCAUCUAUACAAACCACUCACUUCUCAAAGCUCCUUAGCUUUCCAACCUCCACAUUAAGUAUUUAAUGGUCUUACACAUUUAAUCCAGCUAAUGACUUUAAGAUGAGGUCUUUUGAAGAAAAACAUUAAACGUCUUGAGAUGACAACUUUGCACUUCAGUGAUGGAAUGUGUUCUAAGGAUGGAGAUUUGAGAAGCAUACUGAAGGGUCCACCAGAGGGUGCCAUUGCUCUGUUGCUCCCAAUAACAAACUAAUUGACUGGGAGAACAUGCCAGGGGGCAUGGGCCAUGAUAAGCUCAAUAAAAUUGAUUAA